Triticum urartu is the source of this 3146-nucleotide messenger RNA. It is a transcript of the gene APG9, whose product is annotated as autophagy 9 (APG9). The record is from RefSeq and is a predicted model, not a curated record. Gene Ontology annotation, cellular component: autophagosome; phagophore assembly site. Lineage: Eukaryota; Viridiplantae; Streptophyta; Magnoliopsida; Poales; Poaceae. Gene Ontology annotation, biological process: reticulophagy; autophagy of mitochondrion; protein localization to phagophore assembly site.
CUCGAUCCCGUCACGUCUCUUCUCCCGAAACGCACCGCCUCCGUCUUCCCCUCUCAUCGUCUUCCCCCCGUGCGUCCGAUUCCCCUUCCCAACCAGACGAGCCGCAGUCCACCGCAAGUCACCUCCUCCUCCCGCGAAACCGCCGCCCCCGCCUCCUCCUCACGCAACCCGCCCUUCGUCGCGCCGGCGCGCCGGCGCCCGCCGGUGCCCAUCAGGUCAUUUCCUGUGGCAUGGCAAGGAUUCCAAUUGGCAUUGGCUUUCCUUUUCAUGAAUGAUGUCCUUCCCUUCGAAGGACACAAAUUCACAAACAUUAUUUAAGUGGCCUUGGAGAAGAGAAUCACCAUUAUCAGCACAACUGCUCAUUGAUAUUCCACCUGAAAUUGAGUUGUCAGACUACCGAAGAUUGCCAAGUUCUGGAAGUGAGAGCCCGUCUGGACUUCUCCAUGGUGAAGGCGUCAAGGAAGAACCGAUCCCUGACCUGGAUAUUUUCUUCGAAAGGCUUUAUGAAUAUUUCUGCGCAAAAGGACUGAGGUGUAUUGUUACCAAAUGGAUAAUCGAGAUCCUUAAUGUACUGUUUACGGUGUGCUGUAUUGGCUUCUUCUUUUUAUAUGUUGAUUGGAAUGCCAUUGGCCACUUGAAAUGUGGUGUGGAGGCACUUGAGUCUGGAGAAAAACCAUGUGAUCUGAUGGCAGCCAUCAAGCAUAAUCCAUUAGUACCCUUUACAUUUCCUAAAAUGGUCACUGUUGGAUCAAUGAUUAUAUUGGUAACAUAUGGACUUAUCAACUUCCUCAAGUUCUUUGUACAACUGAAAAGUACACUGAAUGCACGUGACUUCUACUAUAAUAGCCUUAAGAUUACAGAUCUUGAGAUCCAGACGAUAUCAUGGCCCAGAAUAAUCGAGAAGGUUGUCCUGCUACAAAAGUCUAAAAAACUCUGUGUUGUUAGGGAUCUCUCGGAGCAUGAUAUUAUCAUGAGAAUAAUGAGGAAAGAAAAUUACUUGAUAGGGAUGGUGAAUAAAGGCAUUAUCUCAUUUCCAAUUCGUCCUUGGCUUCCUGGUGCUGGCCCAACUGUCAAAUCUCAUGUACAUGACAGGAGAAAUCAUGUGAUACUUCCAAAAGCCCUAGAAUGGACCUUAAAUUGGUGCAUCUUCCAGAGUAUGUUUGACAGUAAAUUCUGCGUUCGAAAAGAUUUUCUAGCAAGCCCAGCUGCAUUGAAAAAACGACUUGUAUUUGUUGGCAUUGCAAUGUUGAUCCUGUCGCCCUGCCUUGUAAUUUUCCCAUUGGUGUACCUCAUUCUGAGGCAUGCUGAAGAAAUUUAUAAUCAUCCCAGUACAGCAUCAUCCAGAAGAUGGUCAAAUUUAUCAAGGUGGAUUUUCAGGGAGUAUAAUGAGGUAGACCAUUUCUUCAGACAUAGAAUGAACAACAGUGCUGUGCAUUCGUUGAAUUACUUGAAGCAAUUUCCUACGCCACUAAUUUCUAUCAUAGCAAAAUUUGUAUCUUUUGUUUCUGGUGGUUUGGCUGGUGCUCUUAUAAUUAUGGGAUUUCUGGGCGAAUCCAUCCUUGAGGGUCAUAUUUUCGGAAGGAACCUAUUCUGGUAUACUAUUGUUUUUGGAACAAUAGCAGCUAUAAGUCGAAAAGUAGUGGCUGAUGAGCUUCAAGUAAUUGACCCAGAAGGUGCUAUGUGCCUCGUUGUCCAGCAAACCCAUUACAUGCCGAAGCGGUGGCGUGGUAAAGAGAGCAAUGAACUGGUUCGGAAAGAAUUUGAAACACUAUUUCAGUAUACCAUAGUAAUGCUAUUAGAAGAGAUGGCGUCCAUUUUCAUCACUCCUUACUUGCUCAUUUUUGAGGUACCAAAGCGUGUUGAUGACAUUCUGCACUUCAUAUCGGACUUCACAAUUUAUGUAGAUGGAGUGGGAGAUGUAUGCAGUUUAAGCAUGUUUGACUUCAGAAGACACGGCAAUAGAAACUAUGGUUCUCCAUUUGAUGCACCUAAAAACCUGAGGAGCUCCCAAGGGAAAAUGGAGAAAUCAUUCUUAAGUUUUCAGAGUGUUUAUCCAUCAUUGGCAUCAAAUGCAGAGGGCAAACAAUUCUUACAUAACCUACAGAAGUUCAAGGAAAGACAAAUACGUCAACAAGCUGUUGCGCAGUAUCAGGCAAUGGAAGCAUCAGGCUUUGUGGAUAGCACAGGUCAAAGGGAUGAUAUCUUCCAUCAACUACUCCCAAGUAUUAUCCGUAACCAUGCAGAGGCCUUCCCACCUGCUGGUUAUAACUUAGAUCCCUUGGGAUUGCUGGACUCAGAUCAAAGAAUUCAUCCAUAUAUUCUGGAUUGGUAUUACAUGCGUCAUUCACCACACUUGGAUAGAGUUGAAGCUCCCCAUUUUGACGAAGCAUCCCUUGAGGCUGGUCAGAACGCAAGUCAGCUAGCAAGGGAAACAUCUGAGAUUGAAGAAGAUGAAGAUUAUUACUCUGAUCUGUACGGAAGGGUUCAGAGUCAUAUGGAAGCAUCUACAUCAAGCACUUUGUUCCGGCAUGCUCCUACAAAGCACAACGGUAACGAAGACAGUUCCACAGGCAACUGGUGGAACCAGGCCCCUGCAUCUUCCCAUGAUCCGCAAGGCAGUUUUCUCGAGCCUCCAGCAUUUGGAUAUCAUAAUAUGGCAGACAAAAGUCAUUCCAGCCAUCACAGUGAUGAUAUAUCAGAGGGAAGCGAGGGAGAUCUGGAGCAGGGCGACAACAGAAGCAGCAGCACCAGGAGCUGGAGAAAUCCCCAAGCCUUGUCCAAGACGAGGUAUAUGGACGACUCCUACAUCGAGGAUGGGCUGGGUCUUCAUUUCACCGAUGAACGACCUGGAGUAGCAGCUGAUGCCUAUGACAGCAUGCCGGCUGGCCUUCCCGUAAGGAUAAUACCUCGAAGCAGUGACCCAGUGUAGGCUCGAAAAAGGAAAAAAAACUGACAAAAAAUAGUUGAUGCUUGCUCGUGCGCUGUCGUAACCGGUUGUGUGAACCACGCCUUCGUACCUUCAUGAUAAGCUGGCAAAUGGCCACAAAUUCUUUUGUACAUACCUACUACAGAUCGGUUACGGCCCUGUAUAUAUAAUGCCCUUGUCCAGCCCCGCUUUAGUGGGUUGGGGAAGAACCAUUCUUUCA